Molecule: messenger RNA, 2002 nt
Organism: Linum trigynum
Lineage: Eukaryota; Viridiplantae; Streptophyta; Magnoliopsida; Malpighiales; Linaceae
Source: the annotation of a GenBank genome assembly
AUUAUUUACAUUGUGAUGUGGGUUGAGACAGCACACGACGUCUAAUCCUGUCUCUGCAUGGACACACAUGGACUCUAUCGCGCGUGGGCUUUAAUAAAAGAAAAUGGGCUCACACCUGUUACAGCUCAAUACAUCAGUAGUUUAAAUUAUAGGAACCUCUCACAAAAGCAGAGCCCUCCCUUUUCUCCUCAAACUGAAACCCGCCGCGCUCACCAGCUCUAGGACCGGCCUCCGUUAGCCUCACGUUUCGCCGUCCUUCUCGCUGCCGCUUCCUACGCAUCCAGGUUGUCCUACAAGCUCUCUCUUCUUUAUAUUUCGUAAUCUCAGAGAAGAGGGAGGGGGGAUUUAAAUGUAUGUUGUACGAGCUAGUAGUAGAUUGAAUGGUCCAUGAAACCGUACUGGAGACCGUAUCAGGAAGGUUAGCGAUGUGGUAUUUUAUGGUAAAACUGUGGUUUAAUUGUAGUUCAACCGUUAGGGAUGGCAAUUUCGACCUGACCCGUUUUACCCGACCUGUUUGACCUGUUUUGGGGCGGGUCCGACCCGCCCCGUAGGCGGGGCGGGGCGGGCAUGGGUAGUCUCAUCGACCCGACCUGCCCUGACCCGCCCCAUUCUUGUCUAAAUCACAUGUAAUUUUAGUCAAAUUACUGAGAAAUUUUCUUUUAUUGCAUCAUAUUUUACCUAUAAUAAAGUUGCAAAUUAGUAAAAAUCUCAAUUUCUCCAAUAAUUUAACUACAAUUGUCAUAAUAUUGUUUGUUUUCUUAGUCUUAUAAUAAAAAUAACGAAUAUUUCUAAUGUUUUUCAUAUAAAUUGCAUACUCAUUGGGUCGACCUGCCCCGACCCGCGACCCGUGAUCAAUUACCCGACCUGGACCCGACCUGCCACGGGGCGGGUCUGGGUACCAAGAAACCCGCCCCGGACCUGCCCCAUUGCCAUUCCUAUCAACCGUUGUACCAUUAAAUACCGCCUAAAACUUCUAAUACUGGUAUUUCGUGAUUGAACCGCUGGUACGGCACGGUUUCAUGGACCAAAGUAGAUUGACUGUGGUAGAAUAGAAGCAUGGGUUGUGCUUUUGUUAAUGGACAGCUGAAUAUGAAUUAAGCAGAUGCCUUCACUUAAUUGGAGUGUUCAUUCUGACUUUCUGUGACACGCUCUCGAUCCCCUAUCCUCCAGGUUGUUGUAUAGAGAAUCAGGGAAUUCGUGGGUUUCAUCCAUGGAUGACCUAUAUGAAUUCAUAGGGAAUAACAGGAUUGAAGAUGUGAGUUGGAUAUGUUCCCUCUCCGAGCCCGAGCUUGAUCUUCUAAUUGGCUUGAAGAAGCUGGUGAUUCUGCGGGCAAAGGCUAUUGGUCAUGUGGAAUUGGCUGAGAAAUUUGACUUGAAGAUGCUCCGAGCGAUUGGGUUCGUUGUAAUGGAACAUUUCAGACAAAAGGUCAAAGACUUGCCACCAGUACCGGGCAUGGACGAGACUAGUGCAUGCAUAGAUGGUUGCAGUUUACUAAAAUCCAAGCUUGACAAGUUGAGCAUUGAAGAGUUGAAGUCAUGUCUCGGUAUGAAGAAGGAAAAACACUAUUUUAAAAGACCACAGGAACAGGAAGGGCCAAAAGUAUGAAGACAGAGCCGGAGAUAGUCUGAUUGCAGAGACAAGAUUGAUGAUGCUAGAUGUCAUUUUUUCGGCCAACAACUUCCAGUUAUGCUUAGGAGUUUUGUCGUCCAUCAUCUGCAAUACCCCAUUUAUGGAUGGUCCUUUGAGACAACAUUCAGCUAGCUACAUUGUUAACUCCUAUGAGUGUUUUUUACGUUUGGAAAAGACUGUAGCUGCGACCAGCUAGCUAUAUAUUGUUCUCCCUAUGCUAGGACUGUGUUUGCAUUUCCUACUUGCGAGCUUCGACUUGGCUCGCUCUGUGGUUGGCUGCUUGCCCCAUGCUACCCAGUUCGCUGGAUGACUUGUGCAGGCGUAAACUAUGCAGCGCGUAUUGAGCACUAGGAAUUAAUUGUUGACAACUUA